This is a messenger RNA of Xyrichtys novacula (pearly razorfish), 1618 nucleotides long. The record is from the annotation of a GenBank genome assembly. Lineage: Eukaryota; Metazoa; Chordata; Actinopteri; Labriformes; Labridae.
AUGAAGGGACUAGCAGUGGAUUUUUCUUUUGUGCUUUUUCUCAUUGUGGACUUGGGUCUUGGCCUUGCAGCACAGUCCUUGUCCAGGAUCCACCCUGAUGCACAGCUCCAUGGAAUUAGCAGCGGUUCUAGACAUACUGAGCACCGGCCACACUCACAGAGGCUGCCUCUCUACAUGAUGCAGCUCUACCGGACUAUGCUGACCGAAGACCGGGCUAGGUCUACAGCUUCCAGCAUGAGACACGCCAAGGCAGAGGACAGCACCGGUCUGCAUGACUCUGACUCAGUAGUCAGCCUUGUCGCAAAAAGUAAGUAUAACCAUGUUCUCUAUUUUUGUAGGCCUGUAUAAUGUCUGAGAUUUAGAUUUAAGACACACCUUUGAGUGAAGGCACAGCAUGUUUCUUUUGUCAUGAAAUGUGGGUGAUUUAAUUCUGACUGCUCAACUUAAUCUAAUCAUCAAAUCGAAUUUUGAGUAUCCACUGGCUUUCACUCUUUCUGCGAUGUACAUUUUGGAAAUGUGAAAUCAAAUAAUGUUUCUUCUACAAACAAUUCAUGCUAACUCAUUUUCCUUACUGUUGUACCUUACAGGCUGUCAGCAGAUUGGCAAGAGGUGGUCUGUUACCUUUGACAUGUCUUCCAUGUCUACAACUGACAUCAUCCAACUGGCUGAACUCCGCAUCCGCCUUCCUUCCUUCACAAAGUCUUCCCAGGCCUCAGUGGACAUCUUCCACUCCCACAGGGAUGGGUGUUCUGGCAUGCACUGUCCAGAGGACAGGCUGUUCCUCGGACGCCUGAGGGCUCACCCUGGCUUGAUGGACUCUCCAUCCUCCUGGAAAGUGUUCAACAUGACGGAGAUGCUCCGUCACUGGCUGCAGCGGGGACACUCUGUCCAGGAGAUGGAGCAGGAGGAGGGGGAAGUAGAGGAUGAAGAGCUGGAGCAGGAAGGAGUCCAACACCCUACAGCUGACCGGGUGAUGAUGGUGGUUUUUUCAAGGCAGAACCCGAAUGCUCAGCGCACACUCAUUCGCACAGCAGAGCACUCCAAGUACGUCAGCUUGGACAAGGAGCGGGUGAAGGCCAGUUCUGGUUCCAGGCGAGGAAGACGGAGAGCCAAGAGGCACCACCAUGUCCAGCAUCAGAAAAAAAGGGUGGUUGUGACUGCUGAAAAGGCCUCAGUGGAGGAGAAGAAGGGUCCUCUCUGCAGGAAGGUGGAUAUGUGGGUGGACUUUGAGAAGCUUGGCUGGAAUGAUUGGAUUGUCUAUCCAAAGCGGUAUAACGCUUAUCGCUGUGAAGGAAGCUGUCCCACACCAGUGGAUGAGACCUUCACUCCAACUAACCAUGCAUACAUGCAGGUAAGGCUGAAAUUUAUAAAUAAACUUUUAUGUUCAGAAACUUAUGUGGACCCAUAUUAACUCUCUGUAAAAUCAAGUGUUCUAAUCAACCCUUUCUUUCUCUUUCCUUCUCAGAGCCUACUGAAACUUCACCACCCAAACAAAGUGCCCUGUGUCUCCUGUGUGCCAACACGCUUGGCUCCACUCUCCAUGUUGUACUACGAGAGCGGGAAGAUGGUCAUGAGACAUCAUGAGAACAUGGUGGUGGAAGAGUGUGGCUGCCACUAA